CUCACACACCGCCUGAACCGGCGGACGGAGCGGAGGGACGGAGGAGUUGAAUGCGGUGCAAGCUACGGGCACAAAGUGAGCCCCAACUAGUGCACCGUGGAGCAGUUAUGCAUUCAACCAAUAGAUGCUUUCAUUUGGAUAAGUGAACUCUUUUGAACAGAGUUGUGGAUUGGCUCCCUGUGCUGUAGCGGUGUGAAUGGAGAGGAUGAUGUGCACCUAAGGCAGUCCUCCUUGAAACCAGCUUUAAGAUGAGCCAAGGGCCAAACCUCGUCCUGGAGUGGCUGUCCAAGCUCCAUCUGGCCCAGUAUGUGGAGGCGUUCAUUGACAAUGGGUAUGAUGAUUUGGAAGUUUGCAAACAGAUCGGGGAGCCAGACCUGGACGCCAUAGGGGUCCAGAUCCAGUACCACAGACACAGGCUGCUCACAGCAGUGCACAGGCUAAAAUAUGAGGACGAAAGGAAAGCGCCCGGCUACUAUUUCACCUUAGAGCCCCUGGAUCCCUCUACCCGCAACCACACUUUACACUCGGACAGAGAAGAUGACUUCAGGACUUUGAAGUCACAGUCACGGACCACAGGAAUGCACGAGGCCUCCUGUCCUGGAAACCAUAACCUGAGAUUCACAGACUGUAAUGACUUUGUGACUUAUCCCAAGCUGAAGCUGAAGGUGCUGUUAAGGGAUAAACUUGCAAAAGAUGGAAUCAACCUGGGCGAAGCACCUUACACUCAUAAGGAUGGCUCAGGGGGGAACUUUGAUGACCUGGCUCAGGAGUAUUCUCAGUACUACGGCACCUCCCUCAGCGACGUGUGUGAAAGGAUGGAGGAGAUACGGAAACGCAAAGUAGUGCAAGAUGCAGAGAUGGGAACAGUUGACUCAGCGGCCACAUCAUUGCAGCUUCGCUCUCAGAUCCAGGAAUCCCUUGGACUCAGCAGUACGACGUCCACACCAGAGACUGAAAGAAGGUUUCCUGUGCACAAAUCUAGCUCUGAUGAUGGAUCAGGGGGAAAAUGGGAUGGAAAGAGAAAGAGCAAGUCUUUUUGGCAGAGUUUUCGAAAGUCACAGAAAGGAGUGGUGCGUCAGAUUUCAAAAGGUGAUGACGUUGGUUUUGUGGCCAGUGAAAUCACCAUGAGUGAUGAAGAGCGUAUCCAGCUGAUGAUGAUGGUGAAGGAGAAUAUGAUCUCUAUAGAGGAAGCCUUGGCACGGCUGAAGGAGUUUGAAGUACAAAACAGACAGACGUGCAGGUCCGAUCCCACAGAAUGGACCGAUCCCUCCAGUCCCACCACAAAUGAGUCAUUCAACUGCAACCCUUGUGACCUGUCAGACAAUGAACAAGAGGAAUCUGUGACGUUCAGGAGACUCCAUAAACUGGUCAACUCAACCCGGAAGGUGAAGAAGAAGCUGAUCAGAAUUGACGAGUCUAAGAGGCCUGGAGCGGAGGAGAGCUUAAUGAUAGAUGGUCUUGAUUUUGGAGAUGCCAGCGCCUCCCUGUACUCGGGUGUGCAGAAGAAGCUUUCUGUUUGCCCCGUGGACUCCCUGGCUUCAGCUCUGCGGGACCAGCUCACCUAUGACAGGGACUCCGACAGCCUGACCACCUCCCCCUCCUCCAGCAGCCUGGACACCUGCAGCAGCCAGAAGAUCUUCCAGGCCUUAAGCAAGUGUGGAAGCCCUGUUCAUCAGGAGACAAGUGUAGCAGUGGAGGUGAGGGAGGCAGGUGAAGGCAGUGGCUCUUCCUUUUCUGAAAUGGAGGGUAGCAAUAAUGAGGAACCCAAACUUGCUCGCUCAGUGACCGAUGGAGAGCUCCGUCACCGGAUCCUCAGCCCGCUCAGCCAACAUGGGAGGGCUUGUAGCUUUGGAGGUUUUGACCUGACCAACCGCUCACUGCAUGGGGUCACCUCUAACAGCGACAACAUCAAUAAAGAUGGAGAUGGUGUGAGAGAUCCCGUUAAGUCUCCAACAACAUCUCGUAUCUCCCUCGGCAAAAAAGUAAAGUCUGUGAGAGAAACUAUGAGAAAACACAUGUCGAAGAGAUACCACUGUUCUCUCUCCGAACAGUCAAGCCCCGACCGCAUAUCCAGCUGCCCUCACUCACCUCCGACGGACUCUGACUCUUUGGAGAAACCCAAACUGAAGCCAGGAGGGUCUGUGGAAAGCCUAAGGAGUUCCCUCAGCGGACAAAGUUCCAUGAGUGGUCAAACUGUUGGCACAACUGACUCCUCCAACAGCAACAGAGAGAGUGUGAAGUCUGAGGACGGGGAGGAGGAUGAGCUGCCUUACCGCGGACCCUUUUGUGGACGCGCUCUAGUUCAUACUGACUUCACCCCCAGUCCCUACGACACAGACUCGCUCAAACUUAAGAGCGGAGACGUCAUCGAUGUCAUUAGUAAGCCUCCGAUGGGUACAUGGAUGGGGAUGCUCAACGGUAAAGUCGGAACCUUCAAGUUCAUUUAUGUGGAUGUCCUGAAUGAAGAGGAGGUGAAGCCCAAAAAGACACGCAGGAGGAGGAAGGCUCGGCAACCCAAACCCACCUCUGUAGAGGAGCUCCUUGAUCGCAUCAACCUCAAAGAGCAUCUUCCCACAUUCCUUUUUAACGGCUAUGAGGAUCUGGACACAUUCAAGUUGUUGGAGGAGGAGGACCUGGAUGAGCUGAACAUCAGAGACCCCCAACACAGAGCUGUGCUGCUCACCGCUGUGGAGCUGCUGCAGGAGUAUGAUGGUGGGUCAGGAAGCAGCGACCCGGAGCGAGGCAGUCAGUCUGGCUCACAGGAGAAGCUGCUCCUGGACAGGCGUGGCCUCUCGGGAGACUCCCCACGGGACUCCGGCUGCUACGAGAGCAACGAGAACCUGGAGAACGGAAGGGACAAAAAGACGUCUUCAUCCAUGAGCAGGUCCUCCUCCGGUUUUGAGUCAAGCCACCUCCCGUCCCCAGAGUACCCUGCCCCCCCACAGACCCAGACCUCCACCAGCGAUAGUAACACUUCACUUCAAAGUAAACCAGGAUACCUGCUCUGUAUCUUACCACCACUAAGCCCCCCGAAGAUUAACUUAAGUCUCCCAAGCCCAUCAGAAGGUCAUCCUUCCAGAAGAGCCACAGCUUUGAGUCUGAGCUGCACGGAGCUAAGAAGAAACCCAGAACCAGAUCUGCUGAGGCGGAGCGUCUCUCUGACUGUCCUCCACAGAGCGCAGGAGAGAAAACUCAUCGACCCUAAAAACUGGAAUCUGACCCCCAUCGUCAAGACUGAGCAGAGCAGACAGCACACAGUAAAUUCUGAAAUACAUUGUGAGGUCAUGUUUCCGUCCUCCCAAUCUUCGACCACAGUAUAUAAUGCUGUGCCCAGCACUUUGAGCACAGACACGGCAAAUGUGUUUCCCCCUAAACAAGCAGAAACAACACAGAGCACAAACUUCCAGCUGCCACCCACAAUUCCAGCAGAAAGAUCCAAUGAUCCUUUAACUACACCUUCCUUACCAAACCCCCACCCUCAGCCUGUACUAACAGAGACUGCCUGCAUGCUCGAUUACACAAAUCACAUUUCGUCAGAGGACAAGAGGAGUCGUUCAGUUUCAGCUACUUCUGAAGCCCGCCGGCUGAAAAUGAAAAGAAAUAAGACGACGUCCGUAAACUCAGUGAAUCCGGGUUCCCUGAAAGAAGAAAGACUCCAGGUCCACAGUGUUGAUCUGAAAAUGGAGCCACUUUCUGACACAGGAUUGGCCUCAAAAGCACAGUGAACUGUUACUUUACAGAUGUUAAUUGCAGCUGUCGGACGCUGACCUUCUUAAAACCAUGGGUUCUUUUCCAUAAUGUUUUAAAGGAGCAGUGUGUAGGAUUUAGUGGCCUCUAGCUGUGAGGUUGAAGAUUGCAGCUAACUGAAUACCCCUCUGCUCUCUCCUCAUAUUGCAAGCGUUUCGGAGAACUAACUUAAAAAUGUGAAAGGCCCUCUCUAAAGCAAGUGUUUGGAUUUUCCGUUUUGGACUACUGUAGAAAACGUGGCGGUACAACAUGGCGGACUGCAUGAAGAGGACCUGCUCCCUAACGGGAUAAUUCUAAGUUUAAAAAACACAAUGACAAUUCUUAUUUUCAGGUGAUUAUACACCAUAGAAAAUAAAGUAUUUAAUACAAUAUUCCAUUUCUGCCAGUAGGUGGCCCCAAAAUCCAACACACUGGUCUUUUAAAUUUUUUCCAAAUAACCAAGGAUUUCUGAAAAUUCAACCAUGGAUUAGUAAUGUGCCAUGACACAUGUUCAUUUGAGGUGAAAA
Molecule: messenger RNA, 4253 nt
Organism: Anoplopoma fimbria (sablefish)
Lineage: Eukaryota; Metazoa; Chordata; Actinopteri; Perciformes; Anoplopomatidae
Gene: sash1b
Product: SAM and SH3 domain containing 1b
Exons: 19
Coding region: 249-3725 (1158 amino acids)
Molecular function (GO): protein binding
Source: RefSeq, a predicted model, not a curated record